GAUUCGUCACAAUCUUAAAUCAUCUGUUUGCAGAAUACCCAUAGCAGAACACCGCAAGCAAGCCGUAAUUCCCAAAAGCCCCAUACAUCCGUCAUGGACGCCCUCAUACCCCAGAUCCGCACUCUCUACGCCAAAGCCGACGAGCAAACCCGCUACAAAAUCCAACAAGACCUCCGCGACCUCCAAACCUCGUUCGACAACGAGUGGAACCUCGUAAUCAGGAUCGCAUCUGGCUCCCUCCAAAUGCCCCUCGUGAAAGUCGGGACUGAUCUCUCCCUCUUCACCACCCUUUCUUCAUCCAAAGGCCCUCUUGCCAUCUCCACCCUCGCAACAAGCACGUCUGCAGCCCCCAAAAUGCUCUUCCACCUCCUCCGCGCCAUGGCAGCCUUCGGCCUCAUCGAUCAGCCCUCAGCCGACACUUUCGCCGCGAACCAGACUACACAUGCGCUAGCUGAUGUUCACGUCUCCGGCGCGAUAGCGCACGCGUACGACAUCCAUCUGCCCACUGCGUACGCGCUCCCGGCUUGGCUUGCAGAGAACGAGUAUCGGGACAUGACUGACAACAAAAACCUGCCAUUCCACAGGGCCCUGAACACCGAUCUGACGCCGUUUGAGUGGAUGAAGCAGCAUCCUGAGCAGAUGGCGUCGCUAGGACACGCAAUGGCGAUUCAGAGGGAGGGAACCUGGGUGGACUCGUACCCAGUCGCGUCUGCUAUAGGCGAUUUCCAGGCCGCAGCUGACAGCGCGUUGCUCGUUGACAUUGGUGGCGGUUUCGGUCAGCAAGCGCUUGCCUUCAAGAACAGCGUCACUAGUACGGCGGGCAGAAUCAUCGUGCAAGACGUGCAAGCAACCCUCAAGAGCGCGCCCGAGGUUGAGGGACUGGAAUUUCAAGAACACGAUUUCUUCAAGGAUCAACCGAUCAAGGGAGCUAAAUUUUACUACUUAAGACAUAUUCUACAUGACUGGACGGACGAGGACAGCAUCCGGAUCCUGAAGGCAGUAGUCCCAGCUUUGGGACCUGACUCACGCAUUGUGAUCGAUGAGGUUGUCUUGCCGGACGCACAGCUGCCAUGGCAGGCUGCGUAUAUGGACCUUACAAUGAUGGCAUCGUUGGGCGGGGUCGAACGGACGAAGAAAGAAUUCGAGACGUUGCUAGACGCAAGUGAUCUACGAACACUCGAAAUUCAUCGGUAUGACGCAAAAAUGCAGAGCGUUAUCAUCGCAGCACCGAAGUAACAAUGACGCGAUGUCGUCUGCGCUUUGCUACCUCUUGUUGAGCUCCUCUCCGCUCUGCCCAUGUCUUGC
This is a messenger RNA of Paraphaeosphaeria sporulosa, 1305 nucleotides long. RefSeq names its product S-adenosyl-L-methionine-dependent methyltransferase. The record is from RefSeq and is a predicted model, not a curated record. The transcript is spliced from 3 exons. NCBI's taxonomy places the organism in Eukaryota, Fungi, Ascomycota, Dothideomycetes, Pleosporales, Didymosphaeriaceae. The coding region runs from base 94 to 1236 and encodes 380 amino acids. Gene Ontology annotation, molecular function: O-methyltransferase activity.